Messenger RNA from Stereum hirsutum FP-91666 SS1, 744 nucleotides. RefSeq lists its product as uncharacterized. Bases 1 to 744 code for a protein of 247 amino acids. NCBI's taxonomy places the organism in Eukaryota, Fungi, Basidiomycota, Agaricomycetes, Russulales, Stereaceae. The record is from RefSeq and is a predicted model, not a curated record. The transcript has 4 exons.
AUGGCGCCGCCUCGGAAGAGGCUUUGCACCAAUCUCGAAGACUAUCCUCGCCUUCGUGCGGCAGUGUUGAGCGCGAAUUCGGGGAGGUCGUCGAGGGCGUCCUGGACGAGCGAUGGCGCGUCGACCUACUCUCUCUUGACGCCGCCCGACUCUCCUCAUAUCGUCGUUCGCCCGCUCGACAUUAUCAAAGUCGAGGACGAAGAUGAAGACGAAGACGAUGCCGACGUCAAAGAAUCCCUCCCCUUCGCGUCGGACGCUGAUUGCCCUCCCACUUCCUCUGACGAGUCGAGUGACGGCUCCGUCGCUAGCCAGGACAACGACAUUGAUGUCCAUUACACCGACUCGGAGGUGGAGAUGAAGGCGACCACACAGCACCCCUUCAGCUUCUCUUCUACCGAGGAAGAGGAGGAGUCUGGGGAGGACGAUGAGUCUGGGUCGGAGGAAGGGUAUGGGUCGGAGGGAGAGGAGUAUGGGGACGUAGAAGAUGAGUACGAGAAUUGGGGUGUGGAUGAAAAAGACGAUUAUGAGGGUGAAGAUGAGGAUGAGGACAACGAGGAGGGGUACAUUGUGCACCCGAACUGGGUCGCCGUCCGGGCCCAGCAUUUCCCUCAGUAUGCAGGUGGCAUGAGCGGAUUUGCCAUGUUCGCACAGCAAGAGGUGGCCAAUUUAUCUUCCGCGGGCGGUAUUAUAGCAUCACCUCAUGUUUUAUAUGGGGUUACGAAUGCCCAAUACUUCGUUUUUUGA